CGUGGGCUUGACAUCCCGCAACAACUAGGCACCUUUUCCAGCAGGACAAUGAGAUCGACAAUAGCCGUCAUCGGUGUUGCUCUCACCGGCACAUUUCACUUGACCUGGGCACUCCUGCCCCUUGCGCUGAACGCGAGCUGCCACUCGUUUGUGUAUCGCGGCUGUCCGAGUCCUCUCCUGGCCGAAUUCCACACAGCCCGAGCUGCAUUCGUUGCCGAGCCGAACGUGUGCUUUGUCGAAGAUAUUGACUUGACCCGACCAUCGCCAUCCAUGUUGUACUACCCGCGGCACGACGUGCACGCAGCCAAGUCUUGCUUGCUGCCCGGCCUUCCAUCAGCCGAGACGUACACCGGGCCAGUGUCGGCCCCCAAUGUGGUGGCAUUUGUUAACGCGCGAGCUCAUACACAUCGCCUGCCCACGGGCGAAAUAAACCCCCUUGCAUCUAUCGCCCGCAACCUCGAGACCCAGUUGUACACGGUGCCUACAACUACCACGACUUCGGCUUGCAAGACGAUCGACGCAGCCGACCUUACUCCUGCCUUGUUUGAGCAGUAUAUUCUCCGAAACGAACCAGUCAUCAUAACACGUGCCGCUUCCAACCUGGUCAACGCCACUGAGUGGUCUACGCAGACCCUCCUCGACCGCAUCGGCAACCGACAAGUCCAUGUCAAGGUUUCGCCGACGGGAGUCUUCGAAGGAUGCGAGCCACUGGCGUGGUGGGAUGGCGCUUCGGACGCCAUUCCCGAUUUUGUGCUCAACCAUUUGGAGUCCCCCGACAAGGUGUUGGUCCGUCCCGCAGCGACCAACAUGCCGUUCGCGUCGUUUAUCGAUCGGUUGACAUCGGCGCUGCCAUCCAAGACUUCGUAUUACUUGGAGUACUUGUCCAUGGCGACUUACGUGCCCGAGCUGAUGGCGAACGCGCCGCAGUAUCCAUGGGCGACGUCGUCAUUUCUCGAGCUGGACGUGGCGAACCUGUGGUUUGGCGAUGGGAAAAGCGUCGGAAAACUGUACUUUGACGCGUACGAGAACCUGAUGACGAUGGUGGCGGGCGAGAAAGAGUUUGUCCUGUUCGAUCCAUCCGAUAACAGGCGCCUGUACGAAGGGCACAUGCGCGAGGCGCAAUUCGAAAGGGACGACUACGAUUCGACAGUGAUUCACAGGCGAAAGCUGAUGGAGUCGACCUCCAUGGUCAACAGCCCCAUCGACAUCGACGACCCCCUCGACAUUGACAGGUACCCCCUCUUCGCCUCAGCCACUGCGUUGCGUUGUAAGGUGCGUGAAGGAGACACCCUAUUCGUGCCGUCGUUUUGGUGGCACGAGGUGAGGUCGACCCCCGCGGUACAUGAACCCCGCAAUGUCGCAGUCAACUACUGGUACAAACCACUCUACACGAAAGAGUUUCCGUGUAAAACGUGCCCGCUACGUUUCAACUUGGCCUACGAACAUGUCCUGCAAACGUUGGCCCAUGCUGCCAACACCUAUCGUCCUUCCGACGAGCUGUAACGAGAUCGAAUUAAAGCUUACUCUUGUACACACUCUUCUGCCGCGCGAUUUCUGCCACGUACGCUUCCUGUGCAGCUUGCUUGGUCAGACCCUUCUUGGACGCCCACGCGUCCCACUUAGCUCGACCGGCUACAUCAAAUACCCCCGGUCGAGACGACUUGUUGUCGCCCACUGUGCCUUGCUUGAAGAGAGCAUACAGCUUGAGCUUAUCGGCGUUGGAAGGGGUCGUCGCAGGGGUCCACCCACUCAGGUGGGACGCCACCACUUCCUCGAACGCGUCCUUCUCGAGUGGUGGCAUGCAGAUUUCUC
Molecule: messenger RNA, 1812 nt
Organism: Aphanomyces invadans
Lineage: Eukaryota; Oomycota; Saprolegniomycetes; Saprolegniales; Verrucalvaceae
Exons: 4
Coding region: 49-1503 (484 amino acids)
Molecular function (GO): 2-oxoglutarate-dependent dioxygenase activity
Source: RefSeq, a predicted model, not a curated record